Molecule: messenger RNA, 2832 nt
Organism: Durio zibethinus
Lineage: Eukaryota; Viridiplantae; Streptophyta; Magnoliopsida; Malvales; Malvaceae
Source: RefSeq, a predicted model, not a curated record
UUUGGUGGAAACUAGAGAUAUUUCAUGGCAUCAGGAAAUGGGGUCCAAUGUCUUUUUCUUUUAUGGGGUUUCAUGUUUUUGAAGGGUUUAAUGGCGCAUUAUUCGAAAUGAAUCCUGGUUUGACUGAAAGACUUUGGGAUCCACACGGGUAAAGCAGAGAUAACACUGUUUCUCCCAACUUUGAACUGGUUGUUCAUCCACUGGGCUUAUCUGCUUUAUGUUUGUCUCUUGGUACAUAUCUACUACAAUGAUUUUUUUAAAAGACUAGUUUUGGUCUACAUGUCCCCACUGAAGCUACAGGGUUUGGUACAAGCAAAUUUGCUGCAACAAUAAAUGAUUCAAUUUACUCUUUUUAUCUUUUCCUUCUUUGUUAUGUUGUCUUUAAACGAUUUUCAUGUGUGAAGAUAUUGCAUGAUGUAUGCCUGUAAGCGAGUAACAGAUUUUUUCAUUUUCCUCUUUGUAUUUGAUGAAGUCUGAAAGUAACCCUCCUUUUCUGAAUUAACAGGGUUUUGAUGAACUGGAAUUGAAGCUUCAAUACACUACAAUUGAGCUAGAGUCUGUCAAAAUGGAAGCCAAUGAGCAAAUAAGGAAAUACAGGGAGGAGAUAAAGUGUUUGCUCAAUCUCCUAAAGCUUGCAUACCAACAAAGAGAUGAAGCAAGAGAUCAGUUGCGAAAACUACUUAACAAGUUAAUGCCUUCGGGUCCAACUGAACUGCAACCAAUCCUCCCUCAUCCCCAAUCUGAAAGUCCCCCUAUGAUUGCAGCAAAAGCAAACUCAAGCAUAACUGAAUCUAACAGUUUAUCAGAUACAUAUAACCACCGGCAGUCACAUGGCUCUUCCCCAGUAGAUUCCUUCUUUGAUGCAGUCACUUCACCUGAUUUUUCAAGCAUUAAAAUGGCUGAUUCAGGUAGCACGGGGUUUGUGAAUCAGCCCUUUGUUCAAGAGUAUAAUGGUUCUGUGUCAAUUGGAUUGGUCUCCUCGGGGGUGACCAACAUUGAUCCUGCUACAACUGUGAUUGAUAACCUUGCAAAAGGGAAAACUUUGCCUCAGAAAGGAAAGCUUUUGCAAGCUGUUAUGGAAGCAGGUCCUCUUCUUCAGACACUUCUUGUUGCUGGGCCCCUUCCUCGAUGGAGAAAUCCUCCUCCUUUGCAUUUCAAAGUCCCUCCUGUUUUAAUCAAAGGUUGUGAUUCUAAAACUGCUAACCAAAAACUAGCUGCCAAAACAAAUAGGACCAUUGUUCAAAAACUAUUGAACUCAUCAUCAUCAUACCCUGAGAUGUCUUGUGGCUCUCAUCAAAUGUGUUCAGCAGCUAUGUUGAAUUUUGCAAGUUCUGCUUCUGCUCCAGGGCUGAGCAACUCAAAGCUGUUGAGUUCAGGUGCUGGUGUUAACACUCAAAUCACAGCAGGAAAGCGCCAAAGGUUUCUAUGAGUUGAAAGAAGCUUUGCUUCAGUUUUGUAAAGAUUAUAUGUGAAGGGGUGGUGGUGUAAUUAAAUUUUAUACGCUUUUCGGGGGUUUUAAUUGAAUGAUAUAGCAUAGCUGUUCAACACUUUUAACUUUUGGAUUAUUCUUGUAUAUCCUGAUUUUGAAUUUCUUGUUCAUUUCCUCCCCCUUUUGUUGCAUCAAAACGUGAAAAAUGAUAUAAAAGGAUUUUUUUUCUUUCCACAUAUACCUCUUAUACCAAUUUUCUUUCGAAUUAAAAUAAAAUUGAAUUGGUUUCUUGCUUUCCAUCUUUCCGUAGGCCUAGUCUUUCUUGAAAACAUCUUUUGCCGCCACAUGAUACAAGCAUUAAUUGGAUAGUUGAAUUUCUAAAUGCUAUGUUAAAGUUCCUUCACCCCAUCCCAGAGCUUAGCUCAACUAAACUAUUAUGGAUUGAUCCAUGAAAUGGUGAAAACCAGGCUAAAAAGGAGAAGUUUUGCCAGUAUGAAAGGUGCAAAUUCAUUUAGGAGAGAAUAUUUAGCAUUGGGAUCAUCUUCCUUGACCUCAAGAUGUUCAUGAGUUAACUACUCGACUGAUAAAAAAAUGGAAGAGCUACUGAACUUGGAUGAUAAAUAUGUCAAGGGGAAAUGGAGUCUCGCUUGACCUCAAGAUGUUCAUGAGUUAACUAAAGGCCACAAAUGAAACAAAGUAAGGUGAUGGAAAAUUGUGGUCUCAUUGAAGAAGAGACUAAUCGUUGCUGAAAAUUAAAGAGGUUAGAAUGGAAGGUGAUUUAUUGAAGCACCUUGUCUCCGGAUGGUGGCUGAAGAUUCUGAUUGUUAGGCGGAGUAAUGUAGACGCCUUUACUUCUACCAUUAACCCUUUCAGACUUCCAUUGCAGCAAAAAAGGUCAAUUUUCCACCUUGCGCAUCUAGACGUAUCUAGACUCAGUAGUCAGAAGUAUAUACAAGAAGGCUUUACUUCUAGAUGACAGCAAAUUUGAUAAUCUUCAAGCUUUACUUCUAGGCUUUACUCAGUGGUUAGAAGUAUAUACAAAAAGGCUUUGUUUUCCUAGAGGCUUUCUCAAGCAGGUUUCCAGGAUAGCCCCAAUAAAUUCUUCAAGUUAGCUUCAUUCAAAGCCCUUUUAUUCAAAGCCGACUUCUAGAUGACGGCAAAUUUGAUUAUCUUUUUUCAUAAAACCAGAGCAAUGCACUGGAAUCUACUGUUAUACACUCUCUUCUAAUCUCCCAAUUCAAGAAGGAAAACAAAGAAGCACCACGGUUGUUGCUCACUGGUUGCUUGGGUGAGCUUGAAGGAGAUAGCUAAGACAUCUAUCAAAUUGCACACAUGCUUUCCACGUUUCUUGCAUUGACACUUGGUUUCAGUUACACUCAAGCAGCCGGCUUUGCAGGUCAAGU